Messenger RNA from Apis dorsata (giant honeybee), 265 nucleotides. RefSeq lists its product as uncharacterized. The record is from RefSeq and is a predicted model, not a curated record. The annotation marks the transcript as partial. The transcript has a single exon. NCBI's taxonomy places the organism in Eukaryota, Metazoa, Arthropoda, Insecta, Hymenoptera, Apidae.
CCGGAACCGCCCUCCUGCUUCGUCAAGGCCCACGCGCCAAGAAUAAGGGAGGAUCCUCCGCCUAAGCGAAGCGCCAUACACUUCCCUACCAAGAAAAGCGUUUCCUACAAAAUAGACGAGGACACGGACGACGGGCAUAGGCACGCCGAGUAUGUGGCGAGCAAGACGGUAGAUUUCGACGAGAAACGAACCGACGACCCGGGCCAAGAGCCGACGGACGCGGUCCACGCUCAAUACCAGGAGAAACGAUACAUGACCAGCAAAG